This is a messenger RNA of Porites lobata, 2244 nucleotides long. NCBI's taxonomy places the organism in Eukaryota, Metazoa, Cnidaria, Anthozoa, Scleractinia, Poritidae. The record is from the annotation of a GenBank genome assembly.
UGUUUACAACAGAUACCUGAUUCAUACUCGGCAGAUGGAUGUUGUUCCUGUGGUCACGUGUUCACAGAGAAAAAGCUGAUUGGUGGAAAGAGAUUUUCGGGUAAGUGUAAUAUGCAUCUUUCCACCGAAGGGAAGGUGAUUAGUGCGAAUAUGGUACAUAUCUAACUCGAUGCACCUACCCUGAUGGGGAUAGCUGUUUCCGCAUUUACCAAAUCAGUUAGAAAAAAAUGGAGAAGUACGUUUCUCCUUCCCGGGCAACAGCCGGCAACUGAAUCUUUUGAUAAAAACCGUUCUAAUUUCGCCCUCACAGAGCCAAAUCGUAGGUUCAGUUAACCUCACCCCCAGGGAAGUUAAAAAGGACCAAAUUGCUCUUUUAACCAUGAAGUAGCUUUUUAAUGCUCUUGUAGUCUUGUCCAGAGAAGUGUCUGGGGCAACAUUAGCUGUGAAAUCUUUAUCUGUUUUUUGGUUUAUUUUCUUAGCAGCCACACCUUACCACGUCAUACCUUGUAACUUCCGUUUAUUAUUUUACAGUAGUAUAUAUUCUGUAAGUUCGUGGUUUUUCCUAAUAAACCUGAUGACGACUGGCAUUGGCCAGUCGAAAUAUUGUAUACCUCAGCCUUUUCACGUUGUUUGAUCAGUCUUUGCAGUAGUCUUGUUGACUUUAAUUCUAUUGUUAGAUGAAAAUCUUUAUUUCAAAAUUAUCAUCGGCUACAAAAACGGAAAAAUAUGAAGUAAACAUCGAAGAGUUUACUCACUACCGGAAUCGGGUAUUUAGUGUUCAAAUACUUUAAUGGAAAAAUCCGUUUCCCGUGUGAAGAAAUUUUUAAAGAUCGGCUUCAAAUUAGAUUUCAAAAUCUAAUUUGAAGCCAAUCAGAACAGUACUAUAUCAAACGCAUUGUUUCUGAGUCAAUGUACAUUUAAACUGACAAAAAAUGCAUCACGCCUUCUUCUCGCGACAGACAUAGAGAGAUUAUAGGGAAAAGGUAUGAUCUCAGGCUAGCUUGAUAUUUUGUAGUACAGCUAAAAAUUAACGUCUUCUUCCAAAACUGUCGCGAAACGAGUAAUCAGUGACUCAGUAAUUCUAAUUUUUUUGGCAAGCUUUCAGUUUCUGGAUAGUAUCAGUUGAAGUUUACCGUAGUAGUACUUUUUCACAGAAUACCGGGCAGAGCUUUACUCUCGUUUGGAAACCAAGAGACAGAAAGUUUUACUUAAGGGAAACACGUCCGUCAACAAUGAAGUCCAAGGAAAAUGCAGUUUUGAGGUGACGUAAUGAUUUGUUUAUUGUGGAUGGGGCUGUGUCAGAAACAGGGACUUAUGGACAAACCCAACUAUGUAUUUGGCAUAAUGAAAACAUCGGUCGCUAAAAAGUUUUUGUCUUGUCUAGAAUUACUUAAUACGUGAGAUUAUAUGUUUUUAAGUUGUCUUUCCCCACGGAAAAAAAACGAGGGAAAGGAUUGUAACUUGGAAUUAAGGCUAAUUUUCAAAGUUUAAGUUGUGGUAUAAUGUUUAAGACAAAUCGCUGAAAAGGGUAUUACUAACCUUCUACGUAUUUUAAUAGAACUAAAACUAGGACUGAUUUGUGUUGUUUAGUGACAUGUUUAAUUCUCCCUUUUUAGAGGGGCGGGGGUAGGCCACUCAAGCAUAUAAGCUAUCGUCCCCUGAUUUUCAAGCGGUUCAGGUGAUGAAAGAUUUUAACCGAGAAAAUAGAAGAGGGUAUUAAUUUUGUUAAACGAAGUCAAACAGCAGUCGAGUGAGACGACGUUGCUAAAGGAAAAGAUAAUUGUAGACUUGUGCUAAUAUCCUCCAACGGUUUUGCAACGGUACUUCGAAAGGGAUCGUCUGUCAAGAUUUUGUUGGUCUUGUAUCGCAUAACUUGUUUGUUAUUUAUUAUCUAUUAUCCCACAGCGUCCCGGAAGUUUAAAGUUUCAACUACCAAGAAUACCGAACACGGAAAGCAUCGUCAAAAGAAGCCCCGGGCAAAGAUCGAAAGAGGCCGCUGAGGGAAGAUCCAAACCAGUCACCCGAAGAUCACCCAACCCGCAACCGCAGGCUAUAAAACCCCAGCUAGCUCAAGCUAAAGUCUUACAAAGUCUUCUUCGCAGAUUUCCCAGCGCUCUGGCUGAAAUAAACAAACGUCUUAUCUCACAGAAUCUGUUAUGGUUCACUAUUAACGAUCGCACGAACACUCAGCGACUGGAAAUUCCUAAACCAAAUGUUUGGAGACAGUUUUCGGAAACUAUUUAA